Linderina pennispora is the source of this 905-nucleotide messenger RNA. RefSeq lists its product as uncharacterized. The transcript is spliced from 2 exons. NCBI's taxonomy places the organism in Eukaryota, Fungi, Kickxellomycota, Kickxellomycetes, Kickxellales, Kickxellaceae. The record is from RefSeq and is a predicted model, not a curated record. Bases 1 to 720 code for a protein of 239 amino acids.
AUGUCCGAAACACCCGACACACACAGCUCGCCGGACAGUUUUGAUCCGGCGCCACAUGGUCAUAGAUCUAGCGCUGGCGAACAUCCUGAACAAGGACAAGGACCUGGAGCCUUCUGCGAGAAGAAGCAGACCUCUGGCGGGCCUAAGGCCGAGAACGCGCUACAGCAACUGCAUGCAGGCAGCGUGACGGAGAUCCCGCGGCCCCACGACAAAGAGCAAAAGGAAUACAUUGAGCGGCUCUUUGACGAGAACCUCGGCCAGUCGCCGUACUACGUGGGCGCGCAUUUCUUCAGCUCCGUCGUGGUUGCAGCCACAGAGGUCAUCAGGGAAUGCUGCUCAAGGGGCGGUGUAGCGCCGGAUGACAAGACGUGGAUCGGUGUUGCCGGCGAGCACCGGAGGGCGAUGGGCAGGGAGCUGGUGAAGAAGGUUCAUGGGUUCUGCCCGAUCAUGGCCCAGGCGGCCGGUAACUGGAUCGCAAUGUGGUUUUUGAAGGCGGCGUGGGGUGGGUGCGGCGAGUGCAGUCGGAGAGAGCAGGGGGACAGGGGUGCUGCGGAUGGCAGUCAGCUGGAGUACGAUCCGACAUACAAGCCAGAGGCAAUGCGGGCAGAGAUUGAGCGCGAGGCAGUGGUGCGGGAUGCAAGGAGCGCUGACAUGGAGGAGGCACCUGCAGGCAGCAAGACCAAGCGACGCCGCACGGUGUCGCCCAAAAAAGUCAAAUAGUGAAGAAAAAUAUAUUAAACUCGCUUAUCCUCAGUGCUUUGCGUAGGAAAUGGCGACUGGUGCUUCGCCCUCAUUCCGUGUCCACUCCGACUUCAGGUCGUCCUUGGCGGCACCCUGCCUGGACAUCGCUCGUGUACUCGACAAAGGCCACAUCGGGCUUGACCGACACCCAGCGGACCUCGACA